Messenger RNA from Iphiclides podalirius (scarce swallowtail), 1503 nucleotides. The record is from the annotation of a GenBank genome assembly. NCBI's taxonomy places the organism in Eukaryota, Metazoa, Arthropoda, Insecta, Lepidoptera, Papilionidae.
AUGAAUUGGUUAUUUUUGCUGCUGCCGUCAAUGCUCCAUUUUGCGUCUUCAUAUCGGAUCCUCGCUGUGUUCCCGGUGGUCACCAGGUCCCAUUACUUGACUGGACGUAGGAUUAUCUUCGGGCUCCUGAAUAAAGGACACGAAAUUGUAUCCAUUAGUCCCUACGAAGAAGCCGUUAACUUGGUCAACUUCACAUGGGUGCCAGUGGAGGUGAAGUCGAUUUUUGAAUCAGUGCCAAACCUCGAGCAGGAGAUAAACAGGCAGUACAAUUUCUUCAGUUACCAAUCAUACGUGUGGCGGACUAUGAACAUUUACGCGAAUCACAUCAUUAAUCAACCAAAGCUUAGAGACUUUAUAGAAAAUGACGAAUCAAGAUUCGACCUGAUAUUAGCCGAGGAGUUCUUCCUGCCGCUAUUCUACGCAUUCGCGCACAAGUACCGCGCCCCCAUGGUGAUCACAACCCCCUAUGGCGUAGCUCAGUACGUUAACGAGUUCACCGGAAACCCGUUGGAGAUGUGGCGGGCUACGCACGAGUUCCUCGAGCUCACCGUAGCGCGAAAUGCCUACGAGAGGGCAAUGAACUUCGUGUGCACUGUGUUCGACAUAGUAGGCAGGAGGCAGAAGUUGGUUUCCUAUCAAGAUCGCCUUGCGAGGGAUGUCUUCAAAAACGUACCGAACCUCCCACACUUAAGUGAUUUGGAGCGAAACGUUGAUCUAGUACUGGUCAACUCGCACUUCAGCCUAAUGGAUGUUAUGCCCAAUUUGCCGCACGUGAUUGAGAUCGGCGGUGUGCAUAUAGAGGACGUGAAACCUUUGGGAAAGGAGUUGCAAUCACUUCUCGAUGGCGCCACCAAAGGAGUCGUUUUGUUCAGUUUCGGAUCGAUCUUGAAUCUGGAUUCGCAAUCCGAGGAGUUUAUCAACAAGACGCUGACUGUACUCGGCGAAUUAGAGCAAAAAGUGAUCGUCAAAUGGGAUUCUAAGCGAAAAAUUUCGGGGGCCUAUAAGAAUAUAUUUCCCUACAAGUGGCUGCCACAGAACGAUGUUUUAGCGCAUCCCAACCUGGUCCUAUUCAUAACGCACGGCGGUCUAUUGAGCCUGUACGAGGCGGUAUACCAUCGGGUGCCAGUUGUCUGCGUACCGCUGCAAGCGAGCCAGCCGAAGAACUGCCUCAGGGUCACCGAGAUGGGGUUGGGCGUGCAUCUGAAGACCGAAGGUUUGACCUCUGCGUCUUUCAAGCAGGCCGUGGUAACGGUACUGAGCGAUCCCACUUACGCAGCCAGGGUCGCAGCGUUAUCCGCCAGAUUCAAGGACAGGCUAAUGCCCCCAUUGGACACCGCGGUCUACUGGAUCGAACACUGCGCCAAGUUUCGCGGAGUCGUUCCGGCGAAACCGCCGAAAAACUAUCGGCUGUGCGAUGACUUAUUCGACUUGGCAGUGGCUUUGAUCGUUUUGCUGCUGACUCUCUUAAGUGUCAGGAAGCUGAUUAGUGCCGCUUGUCAUCGG